Vitis riparia (riverbank grape) is the source of this 1397-nucleotide messenger RNA. RefSeq names its product protein NEGATIVE REGULATOR OF RESISTANCE. Bases 123 to 440 code for a protein of 105 amino acids. The record is from RefSeq and is a predicted model, not a curated record. Lineage: Eukaryota; Viridiplantae; Streptophyta; Magnoliopsida; Vitales; Vitaceae. Gene Ontology annotation, biological process: regulation of systemic acquired resistance. The transcript has a single exon.
AAACACGCCUUCACCCGAAUCAACCCACAGCCCUCUCGAAAGGUCGCAUCUCUACUUUUAAGUUUCAACACGCACGACUACCACGUCGACCUUGCUUAGAGACAUCUGUGUUCCCGGGGAUUAUGGAGUCGGGAAAGAGGAAACAACCGGAGGAUGGCGACAUUAACGUGACGACAGAGAAGGAGGUGACCGAGGAAGAGGUUGAGGAGUUCUUCGCUAUACUCCGAAGGAUACACGUUGCAGUAAAGUACUUCGAGAACAGUAACGGCCGAGGGAUGGCAGCCAAAAGAUGGAAGCCGUCGUUUGAAAGGGAAGAUUUCCAGGUCGAAGCUAACGACGUUAAAAUUGGAAAGAAGAAAAAGGAGAAGGAGGAGGGCGUGGAAGAGAACAAGGGUUUAGAUCUUAACGUGGGUCCUGAAACGGAAGACAGUUCCGUUUAGAUGAUCAGGAACCAGUAGACACUCUAAACAUGUACGGUAGUAACAGGAAGAUGACCUGGCCCAAUUAUCGUGAGUUGAUGUUAAUCAGUUUUAUCAGUAGUUUCUUUCUAGGACCUGACCCAAUUCCGUCAGACUGAGAGCUGAUCCAAUUUCAAUCCGAUUUCUUCUAGGAACUCUAUAUUGUCAGCCAUUGCGGCCUAACAUGAUUGUAUUGUCCGUCAUACUUUCAAAAAAGGUAUAAGAACCUAAAACCCAGAAAAUAUUUGGUGGGUAUACACAUCCUAAUCACCAACUAACAACCAGAAUAUGUAUUAAGAUCAUUUCAUCUUACGAUCAGUUGAACUGGGAUUUUCCUGUUGCUGAUCCAUGGCCACAAAAUAAGAACAUACGUUCAUCUUUGAAAUCGAACGAAUUUCAAGAAUUCUAUUGUGAUUCGACUUGUUACUGAUUCAUGGCCACAAAACGGGGUUCCUUCACCAUAGUACCGUUGGUGAUUUUUGCGAAGUUCCAAAAAGAAGUGCACUUUAUACCCUGGUAUCUAUUAUCUAUUGUAUCGCCUUCAAUUCAAAAGCAUGAAGAAUGAAGCCGGCCGAAUCGAGAUAAAAGAUUGUUAUUCGUUUCUGAAAUUCAACGGCUGUAGUUUAAUCUUGCUGGUGAACAAUUGUAAGGUUCUCACGGAUUUGUUUAAGGACAUUGUGAAGAUCUGGGCUGUACUAAUGUGAAGAAUUGGAAGAAGGAAUCACGCAAUCAAAUGAGAUAUGGCAACCACGUGCCAAUACAUGGAGUAUUAUUCUUUUUUUUAAUUGUUUUAAUUAUUAUAAUGUGACGAGGCAGGCAAGUUAGGCUGCGGAAGGGAGGCAAAAAGGUUUAAUUAUUUUUCUAAUCAUGUGUUUUCUACAUUAUUGUAUCGUGAGAUGAUGGGGAUUUUUUUUAUUGAGAGAAGGAGAGCAUUAUUUU